AUGACCUUCUCGAUCUUCCAAACAACCGUACAGAUCCUCACUCAGGAUAUUUUUCCAAUCGUUUCCAGUCCAAUCUUGUGGACAUUGCUGUCCCUUUUUGUCAUUGCGCUCCUACUGCGCGCCUGCUUUCCUUGCGUGACCCUCAGCGGUCUCGAGCGCCGCAUAGAAACGGUUCAAAGAAUGUUAAAAGAAUACAAGGAUAUGGGACCAGUUCUCAACACAAACGAUAUCAUGUCCGGAUAUAUCAAUUAUGAGCAAUGUCAGAGUCGACGCGUUGCCUUCGAGCUCGAAAAACGCUUGCGCCGUAUAACUCAGGACGCUCACAAGAUUUUUUCGGAAGACCAUAACACAUCCCGGAUAUCAUAUCUAUCUUUGCGCCGUGUCAUUAUCAUUUCUUCGCUGAGCAAAAAAUUAUGCACUUUGGAGAAGGACAUCAAGUAUGCUCAAACUAUGGGCUUGAAGUAUCGCAACAACCAGGUUCUGGAGCUGAUGUCUCGUAUUUCUCCCGACACCACUUCGGAAUCGGAAGAAGUUUAG
This is a messenger RNA of Lentinula edodes (shiitake mushroom), 537 nucleotides long. RefSeq lists its product as uncharacterized. Bases 1 to 537 code for a protein of 178 amino acids. Lineage: Eukaryota; Fungi; Basidiomycota; Agaricomycetes; Agaricales; Omphalotaceae. The transcript is spliced from 4 exons. The record is from RefSeq and is a predicted model, not a curated record.